GGCGGACAUACGGGAUAAUCCCAACGUCCGUUCGCGAGAAAACAUUUUGUCACCCUCAAGCGCUCACCGGCGCGCAGCGCUCGUAUACAAGUCGCGGAAGGACACCUUCGUGUUUCAAACCCAUUUUUGUUUUCUCUCACCCACAAACCAAUCCAUCUCUCUCUCUCUCUUUAUUUUUAUUUUAUUUUUUUCUCGUGGCGAGUCCGCAGCGCCGCCUGCGUGUGCCAUUUGAUGCGAGCUGUUUGAAAGCGUGCAAACGUAGCAGCGGACAGGGGACCGUUCAUUGUGCAGCGAAGAGUAAGUCGUGGGGUAAUCGAUAGAGUCGCCGGCAAGCAAAGGUAACCAAGGCACGAGAUAAGAGAAACGGGAUGGCUGAAGACGGAUUGGAAGUUCGCCAGAUGCGACCGGAGGAGAUCUCGCAGGCAGUGGAUAUCUGGAAAGAGCAGGGACUGGAAGAAGGGGAGAACAACGUGAAGAUAUGGUACGAAGUGGAUCCCGAGGGGUUCUACGUGGCCGUCGACACCGACACAGAGCAAGUCGUAGGCACGUGCGCAGCUGUACGCCAACACGAGUCCCUCUUCUUCGUCGGCAUGUACGCCGUACGCAAGAGCUACCAGGGACGUGGCAUCGGUCCCCGUGUCUGGCAGGUACUCAUGAACCGUGUCGGAGAGAACAACGCGGGACUCAACGCCGUACCCAAGCACCUGUCCACGUACCGUGACAGGGCUGGAUUUUCCUACUUGGAGCCCUGGAGCACGCUCGUCUACAACACGACCAACGUCACUCCAGAGAAAUUACAGCCUUCUUCCGAAGGUCUACGGGUGGUUCCUAUAGACGACGACAUUCUGCCGAAGCUAAUCGAAUACGACACAGAAAUCCACGGCUACGAUAGACACAAAGCUGUUACCCUUACUCUUCAGGACGAGGACGGCUGCGCGCGAGCUGUCGUAAGGCAAGGAGACGACGGAGAGGAUGUUGUAUGCGGAUUUGGUAAAUUGAGCGCGAAUAUUCUAGGGGGCGCUCUCGCUUCUCCUUUGUACGCAGACGACAGGGACGCUGCGGGUGUACUAAUACGGGAGCUGGUAGAAAACUUUGAACCGUCAAAGCAUAGCCUCACUAUGAUGGUGCUAGAUUGCAAUGACGACGCCUGUGCCCUGGCCGAAGACCUUGGCUUGAGUCACUACAUGAAGGUACCUCGGUGCUAUAGAAUCGAAGGCGUUCAGGCGUCGUUAGAAAAAAUAUACGCGCAACAUGAUCUCAACUUUACUACUUUUUGAAAUGAGAACGCUAUUAUAGCCAGAGGUAUCCUGGUGCAGUGAGCAUUCUUUGCAAGAGGUGUAGUCUAGCGUUUCAUACUUGUCGCUACGUGCACAUGGCAAACGGCUUCACUUGACGCAUGUUACCUGUAUGGAAUCAUUCGUUGAUUUUAUUGUUAAAUAUGACUCCCGAGCAGCUCAGACAUGACGUGCUCAAAGCAGUGUCACUAUAGUGACCAGUAGCCCUCUGAGCGCUCCCUCUGUACACGGAGGGAAGUGGUGCUUACUGUUUAGACACCCGCAUGCUCAAGCAUUGGAUAAAUUGCAAGUGGAAACAAGAACUGGGUGACAGGCACGUCAAAGCGCGCGUUUCAGACGCUCAGCCUGUAAUGUACGUGUAAUGUGUGAGGGGAACAUGACUAACAACACAUGUUGGCCAACCGAUACUGAGCAUGUACCCAUGUCAUUUCACCUCCUUCACAUUGAUUCAGCUUGUCCAUGUUAACUCACGCGCACAGAUAUAGCAACCAGACAACAUUGUAUGGCAAAGACGUGUCUGUAGCACGACCUACUAGAUUAUGAUCUAGUAGGUCGUGGCCUGUAGUAACAAGGAAUCGCGACGUAAUCUGACGAGAAAAAGAUAAAGGAGCAAGACAGGUGACGCGAGAGUACAGUGUAACGGAGCGCUGUCUAUGGCUUAAGAUAAUACCUUUUUACGUUGUUUUAUUUCUUUUCGCACAUCUCAACUUUCUUUUCAGCACACCUAAUGGUGAAGUGUAAUGUUUACGGAAGGGUCGUGCUGCUGCUGCUGCUGCGCACAUUUACGUGCGAAAUCGCUUAGAAAUGAUAUGAAGUAUUUCCCCAUUUGUACUUUAAACGUACUUUUUUUGUUGUGUGGUGUCCGAUGGGGCUAGUGCUUUAGAAACCAUUUUAUGGUCCAUUCGCAAACCAUUUACCUGAUUUUUCUUGUUUCCUUUUAUUUAGAGCAUAUUCUGUGGGUUCAUGAAAUUUCCUUUCACCCAGUCAACAAGGUGAUAUGUCAAAUGAACUGUGAUAAAUCGCCUAAGGACGAAUUCGCUUAUGUCAUACACAAUAAAAUUUUUAUACAAUUCGGGUGUAAAUGGCUUGUACCGUGGAGAAGGUAUACACACGUUUCGUAAGCCACCCUUCUAAAUAGUGUAUCCUACAAAAGGCUCCAUUUCAAAUGGCAUAUUCACAGAAGCCAAUUUUAGGCCGGGUAAGGGGGGGGGGGGGGUGCAUUGCAUUGAAAAGCACUGCACCAGCUGGGAGUUUUUGCAAACACAUCUUUCGACACUGUUUAUACACCUUUCAGUUGAGCUUGCCUUUAUUGAGCGAGCGUUUAUUUUCAGAAAACACCCUCUUUACACGCCGGAAGGUGUAAAACAUUACUGUGUAGGUUCGCCUAUUCUCGAAGUAAACAUCACGACGUCUAUGUGUGGAGGACCACAGUAUCACUCGCUCGUUUCUGUGUUCCAUAGUUUUGAUUUUCUUAACUGAUAUACUUUCAUGACAGAAAUACCGGGACACAAACAAUAAAUAGAAGCGCGAGCAAUUAAUUAUGCUUUUCGUGGUGCCCAGGAUAUUCCAUGCAUGCUGCCCAAAAAUGUGCUCAUACAAUAUGAAUGGGCACACAAGCAUUUUCUUUUUUUUUUCUUUUUGGUACCGGCUGCUGUAUAGUGUUGUCGAUAUAAGCAUCACUGGAAUGAACGCACAUAUCGUUUUGUAUAAAUGUGAACAUACCGGUUGAUAAAUAAAAUUGUUGAUGGUUUACUGA
Ornithodoros turicata is the source of this 3051-nucleotide messenger RNA. RefSeq lists its product as uncharacterized. The record is from RefSeq and is a predicted model, not a curated record. Lineage: Eukaryota; Metazoa; Arthropoda; Arachnida; Ixodida; Argasidae. Bases 369 to 1277 code for a protein of 302 amino acids. Gene Ontology annotation, molecular function: acyltransferase activity, transferring groups other than amino-acyl groups. The transcript has 2 exons.